Messenger RNA from Ziziphus jujuba (common jujube), 1747 nucleotides. RefSeq names its product polygalacturonase QRT3. The record is from RefSeq and is a predicted model, not a curated record. The transcript is spliced from 2 exons. NCBI's taxonomy places the organism in Eukaryota, Viridiplantae, Streptophyta, Magnoliopsida, Rosales, Rhamnaceae. The coding region runs from base 66 to 1568 and encodes 500 amino acids. Gene Ontology annotation, molecular function: polygalacturonase activity.
AUAUAUAUAUAUAUGGGCAUAGCUAGCAACUGGAGCUGUUUGUGUGUGUCUGAAUUAGCUUAGACAUGGCGGGCAAGAAUAUUAUUAUUAUUAAUGCUGUGUUAACCAUUAAUAUUGUGAUCAUCAUCAACAGCUACUACUUGGGAAUAAAGGGAGCAGAAGCCUCUUAUUCAGGUGCUACUACGACGUCGUAUCGCCGCCAACUUCAAAUAUCCCAUCCCCACAUCACCACCAUAACCCCGUCAUCAUCAUCAGCAAUACCAGUGGCUGUGCCGCCUCAGACCAACUCACGUGUUCAUCACGUGAUCGACUAUGGAGCUGACCCAACUGGACUAUCCGACAGCACGGAAGCACUGGAGCGAGCUCUUUCCGACGCCUUCCGAUCUUCCAAUAAUAUCCGCCACUCCCAUUUGAUGCAGGGCGUUACUGAUCUUGGGGGGACCCAACUUCAUCUCGACGGCGGGACUUACAAGAUCAGCCGUCCAUUGCGUUUACCUUUACCCCAUGAUGAUGCCUCAGGCUCAGGCUCCUCCUCCGCUGCUGGUAAUUUCAUGAUUCACGGUGGGUCUCUUUGUGCAUCUGAUAAUUUUCCAAGCGACGCCCAUCUGAUCGAGCUGCCUUCAUCAUCAUCGUACGGCUAUGGCUACGAACACGUCACCCUUAAGGACCUCACCAUCAACUCCAAUUUCAGGGGAGGCGGCAUCUCAAUAGUGAAUUCCCUGAGAACGACAGUAGAGAAUUGCUACAUUUCGCAUUUCACCACCAACGGCAUUUUGGUACGUGCCGGCCAUGAGACCUAUAUCAGGAACUCUUUCAUCGGCCAGCAUAUCAACGUCGGAGGCGACCCCAACGAGAGGGACUUCUCCGGCAUCGGAAUCAACAUCGCCGGCAACGACAACGCCGUCACCGACGUCGUCAUCUUCUCCGCCUCCAUUGGGAUUCUGGUGUCUGGGCAGGCCAACGUCUUCAGCGGAGUCCACUGCUACAACAAGGCCACCGCGUUGGGUGGCACGGGGAUAUACAUCCGGGCGCCGGGUUUCACCCAAACCCGGAUCUUGAAUUCCUACUUCGACUUCACUGGGAUCGUAGCCGAAGAUCCGGUCCAACUCCACAUCGCCGGUUCAUUCUUCCUGGGCAACGCCUUCAUUUCCAUCAAAUCCUUGAACGGCGUCCUCUCAGGUGUGAGCAUUGUCGACAACAUGUUCUCGGGUGAUUACACGGGUGUACAAAUUGUUCAAUUGGAUCAAUCCACCGGACCCCCAUUUACCCGUAUCGAUCAAGUCCUGGUGGAUCGCAACAGUGUACGGGGUAUGACUCUCAGAUCGACGGUUGCCAAAGGGUCGGUUUGGAGUAAUGGAACAAGAUGGACGGUGGAUUUUUCGCCGGUCCUACUUUUCCCAAACCUCAUUAAGCACGUGCACUACACGUUACAAGCGGGUGCCGCCGCAUCGUUUCCAAACCACGUAUUGCGGAACGUAUCAGGGAAUCGCAUCACGGUGGAAUCGGACGUACCCCUGUCUGCCACGUUGCAUGCGUCAGUGGACCAAACCGUGGUUGCCUACACAUGAUAUAUAAAUAACAAACUACCCUCGGUGUUGGUGGUGUCUUUGUGUGACAUAAUUUUAAUUGGACUUCUACAAUAUGUUUAUUAAUCUUAUUGAAAUGUAUGUAUAGAAUAACUUAUAAGAAGAUGUUUAAAAAAUAUACACACAUUUAUAUAGGCAUACACAAUACAGUGUUUUUCUUC